AUGACGAGACCAUCGAUCAGUACUAGUGGUGGUGAUUCAGUGCUGUCGGCGGUGGAACAACAAAAGGAGCGAACCCUAGCCCGCGGCAAAGCCCAUGUGUGGAAGUUGUACACGGAGCUGUUUGGUGGCACCAGCAAAUCGUCGAUUGAAGAUCGAGCGUCGAGUGACAAGUACUAUCCGAAAUUCAAAAAGCACGAAAUGCAAUUGGGCAAAGUGCUCGGCAAAGGAGGCUUUGGUACGGUCUACGAGAUUCGUUCCUUUUACAUUAAAGGGACGCGCGUCCAAGCCGUCAAGCCACGGGCGUUCCAGCACAGUGAAGAAGAAGAUUUGGAUCUCGAUCAGGCAUUGGACGAUAUCAUUCAUUCCACACACCAUAAUGACAACAACAACAACAGUGAAGAAGACGCCAAAAUGUUCCAAUCCAAAUCACGCUGGUUCCUCGCCCAACAUUGUCUACGCGCCAAACAAAAGAAACGUCGAAGUAUUCUCCAGUCACUCCAAUAUUCACAAGCCGAUGCCCGUUAUGCCGUCAAGAUUCUCAGUGAUUCCAUUGUGGCAGGCAGCGAUCUCAAUCUGUUUCUGCAAGGAAUGAUGGACAUGGCCAUUGAAACACGCUUCUUGUGUACACUCAAGCAUCCCAAUAUUGUCAAAAUCCGAGGACUCUCCCAGUGCGAUCCCUUCAGUACGAAAGAACAGUACUUUCUCGUCAUGGAUCGACUCUACGAUACACUCGAAAAGCGCAUUUAUCAGACAUGGAAACCACGACGCAAAUUGUACAAAUCCGCCGUCACUGCGGUGGUGCCACAAAAACGGGCCAAGUUAUUGCAUGCGCUGUGGGAAGAACGAUUGGUCUAUGCGUACGAUUUGAGUUCGGCGCUCACGUAUUUGCAUCAGCAUCAAAUCAUUUAUCGACUCGUUUGCUCACCAUUGAUUAUUUGUGUGCCGCACUACGCCUGCUUGUUUGGCAAUAAUAUUAUGAUACAGGAUCUCAAGCCCGAGAACGUGGGAUUUGAUUGUCGUGAUGACAUUAAACUAUUCGAUUUCGGAUUGUGUCGAGAGCUCAGAGAGAGUGACCGAAUCAAAAUACAACAACAACAACAACCACCGACACUGACCACCAAAGAAUCAGACGAAAGCUUGACUGGAAAGCUCAACUACAACAAUGAUGACAAUAAUGACCAAACGCACGUGCUGUAUCGUUUGACGGCCGAAACGGGAAGUCCCAGAUACAUGGCACCGGAGGUCGCACUGGGCAAACCGUACAAUUCCACUUGCGAUACCUACUCCUUUUGCAUUCUUCUGUGGCAAAUGCUGGCACUCAAAACUCCCUUUGAAGUGUACACCAUGACAAAGAUGAAGACACGGGUAUGGGGAGCCGAACAAAAACGUCCCCAACUCGAAGAAGAUUGGAGUGCCCCCAUCAAAUUGUUGCUUCAAAAGGGUUGGUCUCCGAUCCUCGAAGAGCGAUACACCAUGGGACAAGUCGAAAGCAUGCUGAGAGAUGAAUGUCUGCGCAUUGGUGCCGAAGCCGAUGAUUUGGAACACGAACGACGUCGAUCGAGUUUUGUCAUGAGCGAGCCCGGAAGUGACGAUAAUAGUAUUCGACGACAAAAGCAAAAUGCCGUCAGUGCCAUUCAUGCCUGGUACGAACAGGAAGAUUUCAGUGAAACCGUUCACGCCGCCGCAGAGCCACUUCCAUCCGAGGCGUUUAUCCCUCCUCAUGAUGAACUCGAUGUUGUGCGGGUCCCAGCCAUACUGCCUCCUACUGCUUCCAAUGCCUGGAGAGUCAACAACAAUGCAUGCAGCGAACCACUCGUGCAAGAACAAGAACAACCAACGACGAGAGAGUCGGUCAAGGAAAACGUCCCAGCUCAGGCAACGGUUGGUCGGGCCAUUCUGGAGGACACGUGGCACGACGAAAAUGCGCACGACAAUGAGAAGCAGCAGAAUGGCGGCGACAUUUGGAAGGAUGAAGGCAGCGACAAGAAGAACACGAUCGACGAUAGCGCCAGUAGCGUGAUUGAAAGCAAUGGCGAUGAUCUGAAUUUGAACACACAGCUGCCUGCUGUACAAGCCGCUGGUGGUGUUGGUGAAGCUUGUAAUCUUUGCCCAGAAGUUGACAAAGUUUGCGAGCAUUACUUUAUGUAACAAGACGAGAGGUGCAUGCAAUAUCUCCCUUGUGCAACCAUGUGCAC
This is a messenger RNA of Seminavis robusta, 2195 nucleotides long. The record is from the annotation of a GenBank genome assembly. NCBI's taxonomy places the organism in Eukaryota, Bacillariophyta, Bacillariophyceae, Naviculales, Naviculaceae.